GUGUUUACGUGUGUAUGUGUGUAUAGCUCGUAAAAAAAAUAAAAAAGUAGAGUCGAGUCGAGUCUGUUCGAUCCCAAAGUCCUGUCGCGAUCUUUCGCGCGAGUCAAAGAGGCUAUUAUCGAUCGCUCUCUCUCUCUCUCUUCGUUGCUCUGUCGGCGAAAGCCAAGUCGCAGGAGAGAAACCAAAACCGGGUCGGUCGAGCGUCCUGUCCCAAAAAAGGGAGAAGGGACGUCGAGACGCGGUGGAAACAACUACGAAAAUAAGAGAGACACGUGGAAGACGAGCGUCCCUGAACGGGGGGGACCGGUCAAGGGGAGAGGACAAGGGAGGAUACUACUCGUUCAAGCUGUGGUGGCCCUCGUUCGAGUGGAGUCGCUCGUGCAAAACGGAAACUGCUCGCUGCCAGGCCGUGUCGCUGGAACGUGCCUGCUGGAACGCACAGGAACGCGCGCGGACCCUCUGGGGCCUGCAACACUCGUUCGCGGCGGCGAAUCGCAAUCUCCUCCUGCAUCCUGCAUCCCCGGGCAAGUCCUGGCUCGCCGAGACGGUCGUCGGCGCUGACGAGGCACGUAUUUCCCCCAUCACCACGUAUUUUCAUUCGUACCCGUUCGUCCCGGGUGGUGCGGUGCCCCUGCCCCCGCCCCUGUUAAACGGCAUCAACAAUCCGGCGGCAGCAGCGAUCACCCCGGGGCUGGUAGGACAUCUCUUCGGUACCCAGCAGGCCUGCAAUCUCGCCUGCACUUGCUCUUGCAACAUCGUUGCUAACUGCAACCCCCAUCAUCACCAGCACCACCAUCAGCAGCAGCAGCAGCAACAUCAGCAGCAACAACAGCAACAGCAGCAGCAUCACAGGACCCUCGGCACUACGGCGGUUCUGCUGCAACCGGUUGAUCAUAUCAAAGACACUAUGGUAAGAAUUCCCGACCUUUCGAAUUUUCGUCCGUUCCCCACAGCACCAUUUCCGGUGGUGAGUGUCCAGGAAUUCCAGUACGCGCGCGGGACGGCCGCGUCCCUGACGAUGAGGGGUAGCGACGAGCUUCUGUCGCAAAGCGGGGCAGUCAGCAAUGGUGCUUCAAUGAGUCCGCAACCUCAUCACGCGGCCGACAACAACAAUGACGCCAAGAAGGUUAAGCUCGACAAGAGUCACAGCGGCAAACCUUCCAGAGUCAUUCAUAUUAGGAACAUACCUAAUGAGGUGUCAGAGACAGAAAUCAUCCACCUGGGUCUGCCCUUCGGCCGCGUCACCAAUGUCCUCGUUCUCAAGGGCAAGAAUCAAGCAUUUCUGGAAAUGGCGGACGAGAAUGCUGCAGCGACCAUGGUGACCUACUACGCUUCCGGUAUAGCCCAGCUCAGAGGCAGAGCGGUCUACGUGCAGUUCAGCAAUCAUCGUGAACUCAAGACGGAUCAAACGCACUCUAACAACGCGAAUUCGAAUAACCAGGUUGCGAUUCCCGGCCAGAAUCAGGUAGCCAGCGCCGGCGAUACCCAGGGCGGACCCAACACGGUUCUUCGAGUCAUCGUGGAGCACAUGCUUUAUCCGAUCACCCUCGACAUACUUUAUCAGAUUUUCACGCGCUUCGGCAAAGUUCUCAAGAUUGUCACCUUCACAAAGAACAGUUCGUUCCAGGCACUAAUACAAUACGCAGACAUGCUGUCGGCGCAGACUGCUAAAUUCUCGCUCGACGGACAGAACGUCUACAAUUCCUGCUGCACGCUGCGCAUCGACUACAGCAAGAUGCAGAACCUCAACGUCAAGUACAACAACGACAAGUCCCGGGACUACACCAACCCGAAUCUGCCGACCGGCGACGCCAACCUGGAUGCGGCGUCUCUCGCUCUCGGCGGCGAAUUGUUGCCCCAGUUGCUGAUGGGCGCCGGUUCCCAGCCGCGUGCCAGAAUACCCGUGAUAAUAACGUCAUCUGAACUUCCUGAAGUAGAGUCCAUUGCAGGGGCACCGGGUGUGCUGCCCACGCCCUUCGCGGCCAUGCACGGCCUUCCGUCGCCCUUGGCGGGCCCUUACAAUGGCGUGCCCCCGGCGGGAAGCCUCGCCGGCCGGGGAUUCCCUCUCGGCGCCGCUGGUCUGGGGGUGCGAGUGCAGGGAAGCGCCCAGGCAUCAGCCGUGUUGCUGGUCAGCAAUCUCAACGAGGAGAUGGUCACGCCUGACGCUCUCUUUACCCUGUUUGGCGUUUACGGGGAUGUACAGCGUGUGAAGAUCCUCUACAACAAGAAGGACUCGGCACUAAUACAAAUGGCCGAACCUCAUCAGGCGCUUUUAGCGCUGACCCAUAUGGACAAGUUAAGAGUGUUUGGGAAGCAAAUUAAAGUGAUGCUCAGUAAACACCAAACGGUCCAAUUGCCAAAAGAAGGUCAGCCAGACGCGGGCCUCACGAAAGACUAUACCAACAGCACUCUACAUCGAUUCAAGAAACCCGGCUCGAAAAAUUAUCAGAACAUUUAUCCGCCGAGCGCAACCCUGCAUUUAUCAAACAUUCCGGCUACGGUAGCUGAGGAAGAGAUCAAGGAAGCUUUUACCAAGAACGGCUUUACCGUGAAAGCCUUCAAGUUCUUCCCAAAGGACAGGAAGAUGGCUCUCAUACAGAUGCCUAACAUGGACGAUGCCGUGGCUGCGCUGAUCAAAAUGCACAACUACCAGCUCAGCGAGUCCAAUCACCUCAGAGUGUCAUUCUCCAAGAGCAACAUCUAACAAGAAUCGCCACCGCACGAGCAGCAGUGGUACCAGCCCUACGCCCUAGUCCCCCUUUGGUCACCCGCAUCGGUCUACGACUGAUGUUCCCGCAGUUGGAUCCGGUGCUCAUCCGUUCCUGCGACGCUGUUAUCGGCCGGCUGUAUCGCACGCGAGACCCACAUGGGACUGCACCGGCCAUUUGGACUCCGGAGCAGCACAUACGGACAGGCGCUGCCUCGUCCGAGCGAGCUUAGGACGCUCCCGAGGCCCAAUUCCCUGUUGUUGGGACGUCUUUAUGGCACAAACGUGUUUCCGCAUCCGGUUGAUUCUGUCGAUACGAGGGUUGCUAGGGUGUUUCGUGAUAUACCAGAGCUGCAAGCGAUGAAGCUAAAUAACGAAGAGACGAAUUCGCGACGGCCUUCUCGAAGGUAGUUUCCGGUGCUGGCUUUCGAACGCGUUAACGCGACGAUUUCAUAACUUUAGAAACAGAUGAGAGAUUUUUAAUGACGAGAGAAACGCGGUGGAGUGUAAGAUAAGGAGAAAGAGAGAGAGAGAGAGAGGUCGCAAUCGAUCGAUCUAUCAUUCUCUCUCUCUCUCUCUUUCUCUCGUGAAAGCCAGGACCGUUGUGUGUGAAGAGGAUAAUACAAAAAAAAAAAAAGAAAGAGAGAGGCAACUGAGACGAAGAGCCUGGCAGCCGAGCAUACGUAGAGAAAGCACACAUAAGAGAGAAAAGAGAGAUUAGGAUUAAACGGGAGCGAGGAAGCAGUAUAGUUUGACGAACACAAUUCCUCGACUCUUAUUAAACAGAGUGUACACUAGGGAAGAUAAGAUAUAUAUUAUUGUACAUGUAAAAUUCACAAUUGCGCGGCCCGGACCGCUACUCUAAUUAUCGUUAAGGAUUUUUCAAAGUUGCGUGGACACAAAAAAAAGAGCGACCGUCUCGCGACAAGCGGGCGCGCGCGCACGCGUUCGCGCGAUGGCUUCCGUAUAUAUCGCAGGAUCUUCGGAGACGAGUCUCCCGGUCGUCGACGUUAUUCGUUCGACGAGCGGACACGAGAAAGAGAGAGAAACGAAAGAAAAAUAAUAAAGAGCGAAGGUGUGUCGUGCGAUCGCGCGUGCGACGCAGUGGCCGGCAAGCCAAGUAGCGUUUCCCCGCGAGACAAUCUUCUUGACAUUCUUCUGACGACCAAACGAACCGCGCGACCGAGCGUACUUCCUCGUGGCUUCCGUUCCGUUCGAGAGCGAGACAAUAUGAUCGAUGAUGCUGCGAGCAGUAUCGAGUACGACGGAAAUGACGUAUUUCGAUAUAAGUUAAAAAAAACGGCCAAUGUCAUGUCGGGACCCUUUGCAUGCUUUCACGAGGUACUCUACUACUUCGCCAACAAACCGAUCGUCCUCAUCGACUUCACGAGAUUAUGAAGCAAUGUGGACAAGAGACGGACAAAUCCGGGGAGAGAGAGAAAGAGAGAGGAUAGCUUGAAGCGCCAAAUUGGUUCGCUUUCAAAAUUCUUCCGGAUUUGUUCUCAUCACAGUGAUGACAUUUAUUCAACAUGAUUGGUCGAUUCGUUCGUAAAGACAAAGUAAUCGUUUAAAGUCUAUGCGUGCCGAGAGCUACUCUCUAUUCGGAGGACUCCGAACGCAUCACCGGCCCACUUCGAUCUACUUACGUUUUAUGCUUCUUCGAGGACGAAUCUCUCGCUCUCGAAGAUAUCUCCAGUAUUCUCGACUAUCCGGCGAAGUCGAACGCUUCUUAGAAGAGAUCGAGGGGAGUCCGAUCGCUCGUCGAGUCCUCCGCUCUGGAGCCCACCUGGACGCGACCGUCGCAGGUGGCAUUUUUAUAAUUUGUACAUUUCAGUUUCAAAAUAAGUAUUACAUCGCACGCGCGCACGCAUUUACACACAUACAUACACUCACACAUUGCAUCUGUCUCUUUACGAGACCAUACAAUUAGACAUAUAUACAACAUACACAUAUAUACAUACAUAAUCAUGCAGGCGCGGCGCGCGAAAUAAAUGUUAUCGAUCGCCCCCUAAUUUAUACCCACAAACACAGAUACACAGCGUAUAAAUAGCGAAUAUGCGCAGAUUUCUUAGUUACAGUAGAUGCUUAGGCAUGUGUUAGGAUCUUAAUCGUAUAGUAAGCGACUAGAUAAGUAAUUGACUAGGAGAGGAAGGAGUGAACCGUUGAACAUAUCGUUAAUUAAAAGGUUUGCAACGUGCGGAGCGCGCGCGGAGAGUUUGUACCAUUUAUAGCAGAUCGGCGGGUACGGCUCGGGACGCCUCGAGGAUGAUUCGCGACGAUGGACGACAUCCGCGCGAAGGGAGAGCGAGUGUUUUCUCUCUCUCUCUUUGUGUCAAGGAUAAGUCUAUCUCGCGACGAAUCUCGAUCCUACUGAGAGUUCCUGAUAUCGAUGCAUUCCUUGAAUAAAUCGGUUGUGAGAGGAUGUACGCCGUGAGAACAAGCGAGUAUCUUCAAGAAAUUUUUAACUAUGUGUGGAAUUUAACGCGAGGAAUAAUAUUCGAGAAGGCAAGUCAUUUUCCGACUACGCGAAUACGUUUGCACCGUUGGCUUCUUGUACGACGGGUCACGAUAUAGAUGCAUACACACACAUAGAUAAUGCGAAAGGAAAACAAAAAAGAGUAACAAAUUAGACUCGUAGAAACGUAUUUGCGGGAACUUUGUAGAGAGGCGUGCAAAGCCGUAAAAAUCGAUCGGGACAGGGAACUCGUCGAGGAGCUUAAAAAGUGUCCUCGAAGUCGUGUCGAGAAGUCGUGCGAAAUCGUUCAUUAAAGGGACCGCGCGCGCAUCCCGGCGAAGCCCGCGAAUUUCAGUCUAAUCGACGUUCUGUUGGAGUCAAUUAAUUAAAUUUUACUGAUAUAACUGAUAACUGAAUAUAUAGAGGGAAGUAGAGAAAGAGGAAAGCAAAAGAGCGCGUGUUGGAAGGGGAUUGUUGUGCGCAGGUGUAACUGAAUGAAAGAGAAAGGACGAGAGCGAAAGAGUGUGAAAGAGAGGGUGAUGGUGAGAAAGGGGUGUAUUCGCGUGGGAGAGUAGCAUCGCACGACUUUGACGGCUAAAAAAAAGGGGUUUCCAAGCCGAAACGCGCAAACGAACCCGUACAUGGUAGGAAAGUGACGAAACUAUAUGAAAACAAAGCGAAUGCCGGCCCGGGCAUAGUGUACUGUUUGUGUGCCAAAGUAGGCUUAGCCGUUUUAAUCUCUAGAACGGGGAUCUCUUGGUGAGCCGGGUGUACGAACGGGACAUCCUUGUUCGAUUGUCGCGAGCGCCGACUUCCGGGUUUUUUCUUCUCUCCCCCCUCCCCUCCCCUCCCCCUCCCUCUUCCUGGUAUACGCUGAUGUAUAAGACAACAAAAGUAUUUCCCGGGGUCGGCGUCUCGCCGAUCGAGAAGUACCGACCAAUCAGUGCUAGUUGUUUAGAGACGUAGCGAGUAGCCGGCAUGAGCGAAGGGGCCAGUCUUUGCAUCUAUGAUCUGUAUCUCUUUUUCGGACCUCUGAUACUACGCUAUAUUUACUUGGACUGCAUUUAUACAUUCUUAACCGCGGACGCACGUUCCGAGUACACUUAUCGCACGAGGGGCAUUCACGCGAGAACCUACACACGUAUACCUCAAAUAAUAAGACAUACAUACAUGUACACGAUCUUACACGAUAUCAUCUAUACAUGCGCACACACAGAUUCCAGCGGAUAUAGUUUUUCUACUUCGCCGGAAUAGGCUAGAUCUUUUACGUUUUAAAUACCUCGUUUAUAUAUUUCGCUGUGCAUCGCUCUAAGGACAUUCGGAGAAUUUUAUUCGACUUUAUACAGUAAUUGGAUUUUAUUUUAUCUACUUUAUUCGAAUCAUUUUGCGUGCAUAUAUAUAUAUAUAUAUUUUUUGUAAGCGACUUAUGUUCGUAUAGCGCUAACGUUCGUGUCUUCUCGAUUCCUAUCGCGAGACAAAAAAAACGUAGCAAUGCCACAAGGGAGGAAAGCAAAGGAGGGAGAAAAGAAGAAACCGUGCGAGA
This is a messenger RNA of Nylanderia fulva, 6705 nucleotides long. NCBI's taxonomy places the organism in Eukaryota, Metazoa, Arthropoda, Insecta, Hymenoptera, Formicidae. The record is from RefSeq and is a predicted model, not a curated record.